CCGUACGGCGGCAGCAGGACUGUAGCGCGAAUAACGCUGACUGGCAAUUGAGCCGAAGGGGGGCCUCGUAUAAAAACGGUCUCGAUUUCGAAGCUGUCACUAUCGAACAGUCAUUCAACCGACUAAGUAGCCAUGGCUUUCAAACUCAUCGCCCUCGCCGCCCUCGUGGCCGCCGCCAACGCCGGAGUCAUCGCUCCCGCCCCUGUGGCUUACCACGCGGCCCCCGCCUACGGCUACGCCGCCCCCAUCGCCAAGGCCGUCGUCAAGACCGUCGACGCUGACUACGACCCCAACCCCCAGUACAGCUACUCCUACGACGUCCACGACACCCUGACCGGAGACGUCAAGAGCCAGGAGGAAACCCGCAACGGAGACGCCGUACAGGGUAGCUACUCCUUGAUCGAGGCUGACGGCACCCGUCGCGUCGUUCACUACACCGCUGAUCCCCACAACGGAUUCAACGCCGUCGUCGAGAAGGAACCAGCGGGCCACGGACCCGUCGUCGCUAAAUACGCCGCCCCCGCCUACCCCAAAUACGCCCCCGCCGUCAAGGUCGCCGCCCCCGUAGCUCACGCUUACGCCGCCCCCGUCGCUCACGGUUACGCCGCCCCCGUAGCUCACGCUUACGCCGCCCCCGUCGCUCACGGUUACGCCGCCCCUGCUGCCCACGUCAGCUACUCUGCCCCCAGCUACGGAUACCAACACUAACUCAACCCGUUAUGACGAUAGCUAUUUAUUCUAAAUAUAUGAAAUAAUUUAAACCGUA
Messenger RNA from Diprion similis, 766 nucleotides. Its product is annotated as larval cuticle protein A2B-like. The record is from RefSeq and is a predicted model, not a curated record. Gene Ontology annotation, cellular component: extracellular matrix. NCBI's taxonomy places the organism in Eukaryota, Metazoa, Arthropoda, Insecta, Hymenoptera, Diprionidae. The transcript is spliced from 2 exons. The coding region runs from base 133 to 708 and encodes 191 amino acids.